UGAAGUACUUUGCUGACCCUAAAUUGCUAUAUAAACAUUAGCUAUUGUUAUUAUAUGACUAUUAACUGGUGAGUUCCAGGAUCUUGGAAGAACCAAAAUUUCAGGACACCCAAAGGGUAAUGGUGGGUUUAUAAAAAUGCUUCAACAUAUUACCAACAACGACUUACAUAAGCAGUGGUAUAAAACACAUCAUUGAAGGCACUUAUGACCAGGAAAAGAAACAAGCCAGUCACAUAACAAGAAUAAGGAAUAACCAACGACAGACCCAAGUACUAUAUAGACAUGAAAUCUUCAGAAGGCCACAGGAAGGCAACCGGUGCGUUGGUGAUGUCUUUCUAGGGAGGACUUACAGAAAGACAUGGACACUGCAGGGUGAAAGGGGGGUGAACAAAGGUUAUGAUCCAGACCAUUGGAGAAAGUUCUUACACCCCUAAGAUUAUGGAAUCAUUAAGAUAUUGAAGGAAGGAUUUGAUAAUAAUAAUAGUAGCUUGUGUUUAUAUAGCUUUUUAUAGUAACGAAGCACUCUAUGCUCACUAUGGCAGACUAUAUCUCCUGACAUGAUGGCAAGAGUGCUAGACUCUUGCUAUGGAAACCUGAAUUCAAAUCUUACCUCUGAUACUACUGAUAUUAGUGAUCAGGUAUAUGACCAUAGGCAAAUGGAUUAACUUCUCAAAAUCAAGUCACUUUUCUGAACCUCUUUUUCUUUUUCUUUUUUUUAAUUCUCUUUUUAAAUUCUGAACUUAAACACCAAACUGAUCAUUUCCUUCGUUGCUGAGUGACAAAGAAACAGCUAUGUACCUGAAGUGGUUGGAAAGUUGGCCUGAUUGUAGUAAAGGAAGAAUCAGAGAUGGAAAGCCAACAUGCUACUGACACUCUUCAUAGCUUACUACAAUAUAAGAUGAAGGACAACAAGGUUCUGCAUGGAUCAAAUGAGAAUCACUCUCCUCAGAAGGAGAGUCAACACAAUCGAGGGGAUAAGGAACUGACUUUGGAGUUAAGAAGACCUGAGUUCAAGUCCUGCAAGUUCAGGCCACUUUCUAAGAUGCUAAUUUUCAAAGGAGGGGCCAAUCUGCUCUGGAAAAAGAAGUUUCUCACUGGAAGUUAUCCUACACUAAGGGAACCACAGGGAAGAGAGUUUUUGCCACCUCUGAAUUUGCCCUCUACAGCAUGGACCCCCCUGGCAAUGGUCUUGGGCCCUGGGGCAACCUUUGCCUGGAAGCAUCACCCAAGUUCAGCACAUCUUGCUCAAGCAGAGCAGCAAUUAUCACAAAUGUUCCUGUAUGGAGGCCAGUGGAAAUACUUGACAGUGCUGAAUCUGCUCUUACAGGCCAUUUUCUACGGAGUCGCCUGCUUGGAUGACGUGUUGAAAGGAAUGAGGAGAAAUAAAGACAUUAAGUGGAUAACUGCCUCCAGAGAUCUUCUCUUCACAACAUUGGCUUUUCCUGUGUCUGCAUUUGUGUUUAUGUCAUUCUGGACAAUCUUUCUGUAUGACCAAGAGCUGAUUUACCCUAAGUCUCUGGAUGCAAUCUUUCCAAAAUGGUUGAAUCAUGCUAUGCACACUGCUGUGUUGCCUUUUUCCCUGAUAGAGGCCAUUCUCAAUCCACAUCGGUAUCCAUCCAAGAAAAAAGGGCUCACUUUAUUAGGCUGUGCUGCCAUUGCCUACAUCUGCUGGGUCCUGAGGAUUUACUAUGUAACCAAAAAGUGGGUGUACCCUAUAUUUGCUCAGCUCAGUCCAGAAGGCUUAGCAGCCUUCUUCUCUGUCAGCUAUGUCCUCCUCGCCUGCAUCUACCUCCUUGGAGAGCGCUUUAACCAGCUAAUUUGGGGUGAUCAAGUACAACAGCUCAUAAAAAGGAAGUGAUUCUGGAUCUUUCCAAUGCCCUAAAGAGGAAGAAGGCUAGAAAAAAUGCCAGAGAAUUAAAUCCUUUGAUCUGGAGGCAACAUUUUGUUUGUCUACUUCUGAGGGCAAAGUCAGUGUGUCUGUUAAGCUAGAUAAAACCUGUAAAGCAGUUGGGGGAUUGGGGAGGGGCUGCUAUGGGCUAAGGCAAAUGGACCAUAUUAAACAAAAGGAUUAGAA
Vombatus ursinus (common wombat) is the source of this 2074-nucleotide messenger RNA. It is a transcript of the gene ADTRP, whose product is annotated as androgen dependent TFPI regulating protein. The transcript is spliced from 10 exons. Gene Ontology annotation, cellular component: endomembrane system; membrane. Bases 848 to 1858 code for a protein of 336 amino acids. The record is from RefSeq and is a predicted model, not a curated record. NCBI's taxonomy places the organism in Eukaryota, Metazoa, Chordata, Mammalia, Diprotodontia, Vombatidae.